CCGUGGCCGUCAUCCGGCUCUCAAGCUAUCGUAUAUCAAGUUUCACGCUCAAAGCUCAAAUUCAUACACAGUCAGCCCGACCUGUGAUCGACAUGAGUGGUGUAUCCAAUGGCUCUAGCAUGAAUGCGAAUCAGAGGAGGACUAUGAAGAGCACACGUCGAAAUGCCUCCAAACUACCGGACCUUCCUACCUCUGAAAACUCAAGAGAAGAGCAACUACGUGGAAUUUUGAGGCAUACGCUCAUAACGGGGCAGUUCUAUGACGCUACCAUCUAUGCUUACUCUCGCCGUCGUACUUCUGGCGUGACUGACAUGCCACGGCCCGUUUACGCCAAUAGCGUCAUGUUGCAGAAUACGUCCGAUUACUUCGUCCACCUCUUCUCUCCAGAGGUUAUGGAGAGUAGAACCGGCCUGUGCGAGACUCCAUCCUCGGACGGAUCACUCGUCGGCAAUGAUGCAUACGACUAUGCGUCGGACAGCGAUCUCGAGAGUGAGGACGAGUGCGCUUCCGGAAGCGAUACUGCGAAUGAUAUAAGCACCAAGAUCGUGUGCAUGUCAUCUCACGACAAAACAGAUAUGCAGACUGAAAAUCGUGAUUCGAGAAAUCGUACUGUUUCCCUACAGCAAGAUGAGAAGCCUGGACGAACACUUUUCAUCAAAAACAUUGCUUUAACACGACUGCAGGCCUUUGUGUUUUACGUCUUCACUGGAGAAGUCAGGUUCGCGCCUCUCAAAUCACAAAACCGCGACGCCAACGAAGCUCCUCAAGCACAAGAUUCGUAUGCACCAUUGUGCUCUCCAAAAUCUAUGUACCGCCUCGCGGACAUGUGUGACCUGGCUGAACUGAAAGCCCUCGCUCUCGAGGACAUCAAAGCCAAGCUCUCUCAGGAAAACAUCCUGCAGGAGCUCUUCUCGGAAUUCACACCAUUGCACGAUGACGUUCUCCACGCCGAGAUAACGCUUCUCACCGAGAACGCCCUCUCCUCGAACGUCAUUGCCGAGAUGCAACACUGGAUUGACCGUGCGACCAAGGGCCAGCCGCAGCAUGGCAACAAGGUCUUAACUGCUCUCUUCGCCAAGUUGGCUGCCAACAAUCCCGCACGUGGUGGGCCACCGAUUACUCGUGAAGAACAUUCGGUGUACCCGCGGGCCUGCCCGAUGGGUCACCAGAAUUAUAUCACUGACAGCUCUGACCCGCGUAUGAACUUGAACAAUUGGCUUCAAGCCAACAUGAGCACGAGCGUUUUGGAGUGGGAGUAUGCCUCGCACGGCACCGGACGUGCCAUCAUGUGGACCGCGGUUGCCUUCGUCAAUGGCUUCGAGUACGGGAGAGGCACCGCUGCGAGCAAGGGCGCUGCAAUGGACAUUGCGGCCCAACAGGCUCUCUCUGCGCUUCAAGCUCGGGCCGCUGGACGCUAG
Messenger RNA from Laetiporus sulphureus 93-53, 1418 nucleotides. RefSeq lists its product as uncharacterized. The record is from RefSeq and is a predicted model, not a curated record. NCBI's taxonomy places the organism in Eukaryota, Fungi, Basidiomycota, Agaricomycetes, Polyporales, Laetiporaceae. The transcript has 8 exons. Bases 93 to 1418 code for a protein of 441 amino acids.